CGCUCUAUAGGGUGGACACCUUUGGGCGCGUGGACGAAGCGCGCGCGUCCACUUGCUCCGUUCAGUGCGAGGCACCCAUAGGAGACACCACUCACACUCUGCUCUACACCAGGACUCUCAGGGAUAAAAGCUUUUAUCGGGUCAGUGGGAUUGUAUGAAGGUGUUUUCGUGGAAUUUUGAGGUGGAAUUGAAGAGAAGGCGCCAUUAGGCUGUCCAAGGCUGGACCUCAUCAUCACUUCCUGUUUCUUUACGAGUGGCGAUGGUGAUUGACAGAUGAUUUGAAAGAGGAAGACAUCAGGUGAGAGAAAAGUGAACUUCUUCUUCCUCCUUAAACUUUUUACGCCGUCUCUGCGCUGGUUAUUAUGGGGUGUGUCUGUUGCAAGCGGAAAAAGUCUGCCAAAGAAGCAGCAUCAUCAGCAGACAUUGCAGAUCUGUCUCCUAGCAACGCAGAUGGAGUGUCGUCCACGGCCUUGACUCAGGGCCGUUACUGCCCGGACCCCACUCAGAGCAUCCCGGACUUCAACAAGGGCUUUUCCUCCAGCGCUAUCUUCGCCAACACCAACACACACCAGCGGCCUGGAGGUGGUGGAGUCACUCUCUUUAUAGCUCUGUAUGACUAUGACGCUCGCACUGAAGAUGACCUGACGUUUCAGAAAGGAGAGAAAUUUCAGAUCAUCAACAACACGGAGGGUGACUGGUGGGAGGCUCGCUCUUUGGACACGGGCAACUCAGGUUACAUCCCGUCCAAUUACGUAGCUCCUGUUGACUCCAUACAGGCUGAAGAGUGGUAUUUUGGGAAGAUGGGGAGGAAGGAUGCGGAGAGACAACUGCUGGGUCAGGGCAACCAGAGGGGUACUUUCCUCAUACGAGAGAGCGAGACCACCAAGGGUGCUUACUCUCUGUCUAUCCGUGACUGGGAUGACAACAAGGGAGAACACGUAAAGCAUUAUAAGAUCCGCAAACUAGACAACGGUGGUUACUACAUCACUACCAGAUCUCAGUUUGACACCGUGCAGCAGCUGGUAGAGCACUACACAGAGAGAGCGGCGGGACUGUGCUGCCGUUUGAUUGGCAGUUGUAAGCGGGGCAUGCCUAAGCUGGCUGACUUAUCGGUGAAGACCAAGGAUAUGUGGGAGAUUCCCCGUGAAUCCUUGCAGCUGAUUAAGAAACUUGGCAACGGCCAGUUUGGAGAAGUCUGGAUGGGAAUGUGGAACGGUACCACCAAGGUAGCAGUGAAGACUCUGAAGCCAGGGACUAUGUCCCCUGAGGCCUUCCUGGAGGAGGCUCAGAUCAUGAAGAGACUCCGCCAUGACAAGCUGGUGCAGCUCUACGCCGUCGUGUCUGAGGAGCCUAUCUACAUUAUCACUGAGUUCAUGAGUCAAGGAAGUUUGUUGGACUUCUUAAAAGAUGGUGAGGGUCAGAGUCUGAAGCUGCCUCAGCUGGUGGACAUGGCUGCACAGAUCGCAGCUGGAAUGGCAUACAUCGAGAGGAUGAACUACAUCCAUCGUGACCUGCGAGCAGCUAACAUCCUUGUUGGAGACAAUCUGGUGUGCAAGAUCGCUGACUUUGGCCUGGCUCGACUCAUUGAAGACAACGAAUACACAGCCAGACAAGGGGCCAAGUUUCCCAUCAAGUGGACGGCUCCAGAAGCAGCAUUGUACGGGCGCUUUACCAUCAAGUCAGAUGUGUGGAGCUUUGGCAUCCUGUUAACUGAGCUCAUCACUAAGGGACGGGUGCCAUACCCAGGCAUGAACAACCGUGAAGUUCUGGAGCAGGUGGAGAGGGGAUACCGGAUGCCCUGUGCCCCAGGGUCCCCCGCCUCGCUCCAUGAACUGAUGCUGCAGUGCUGGAGGCGGGAGGCCGACGAAAGGCAUACAUUUGAGUACCUGCAGUCCUUCUUGGAAGAUUACUUCACUGCCACAGAGCCGCAGUAUCAACCGGGAGAAAACCUGUGACCACACAAACACACACAGGGGACAAAUAUGGAGCAAUAAAUGGACAAACAACACACACACUCACACAAACAGUACGCAUAUAUAAUACAUAUCAUUGCAUUGUUUGAUUGUGUAGAUGCGGUUUCCCUUCUUUUGGUCUUCAUACUCUGCAGUCCAUUCAGGACACAUCACUCAACCAUCAUGAAGAGCAGAGUUGGAGCUCUGCUCAUCAGGCCUUGCAGUAAUGUUGCUUUACUCUGUAACCAUGACAACAAGGAACUGAAAGAAGAUGUAGAUGGUUGUGUUGAGGUGGGGGGAAGUCAGAUUGGAACAUGAUGUGAUCAGCUGCCAUAUAUGUUCAGAUCCUUUGAUAUGUGUGUCUGAGAAAAUAAAUGUUGUAAGCAGACGUUUUACCUAUAACUGUUGAUACAGACAUAAAAGAGAGUGCAAUAGAUUUCAGAUCUAACUAUAACAUCUUUGAGAAAGAGUCAAAAUGAACCUGGUGAAACUGCAUGGUAACUGAGCAGAUUAUGCACACAGACACAUAUCAGUCAUCUUAAAUGAGGACUAAUUUCAAACAAUGCACCAACCUGUGCCUAAAUGUGGUCAAAGGAAAGGCUAUUUUAGGUUUAAAAUACAUUUAAAACUUAGUAUAGUCUGAGAGAUUGUAAGAAAUGCUCUUAUUUGACUUUUUAUGUUAAUAUAAAUUUUGUAUGAACUGUCUCUGUUGUUAUAAUUUAACUCAGACAUAUCUGAGCAUCACAAAACUUCUUUAUCUAGUUAACAUGUAUAGGCCUACAGUUUUCAUUCAUUGGGAGGGCAGGGAUAUAUGUUAAACACAAAGGGGAAGAUCAGGGUCAGUAGAUUUUGGAAAAAGAGUGUUUUACAUAUAUGUGUGACCUUUGUGUUGAGAUUCCCCUGUCAUGGUAUUGUAAUAAAGAUAUCUUUUCUGGGUAA
This is a messenger RNA of Labrus mixtus (cuckoo wrasse), 2891 nucleotides long. It is a transcript of the gene yrk, whose product is annotated as Yes-related kinase. Bases 363 to 1955 code for a protein of 530 amino acids. The transcript has 14 exons. The record is from RefSeq and is a predicted model, not a curated record. Lineage: Eukaryota; Metazoa; Chordata; Actinopteri; Labriformes; Labridae. Gene Ontology annotation, biological process: integrin-mediated signaling pathway; protein phosphorylation; cell differentiation. Gene Ontology annotation, molecular function: non-membrane spanning protein tyrosine kinase activity; ATP binding; signaling receptor binding. Gene Ontology annotation, cellular component: extrinsic component of cytoplasmic side of plasma membrane.